This is a messenger RNA of Micromonas pusilla CCMP1545, 2198 nucleotides long. RefSeq lists its product as uncharacterized. The record is from RefSeq and is a predicted model, not a curated record. Bases 8 to 1999 code for a protein of 663 amino acids. Gene Ontology annotation, biological process: DNA-templated DNA replication. Gene Ontology annotation, molecular function: chromatin binding. NCBI's taxonomy places the organism in Eukaryota, Viridiplantae, Chlorophyta, Mamiellophyceae, Mamiellales, Mamiellaceae. The transcript has 2 exons.
CGCAAGAAUGUCUCAGAACUACCCAUCGUGUGUCGUCGACCCCCUGGGCACCGUCGCUGCGCUUUUUGACGCUGCAACCGGAACUUCGGAACCAGACGGCGACGGCGACUGGGGGGUCUCCGCCGUUUUUGAGGAAGCGCUCGCCGUACCCGGAGUGCUCGAAACGAUCCCGGAGAUCAACAAUAUUGGCGUCGAUGCUGUGCGCCAAGGAACAUUGGUCCGUUUUCGCUGCAUGGUGCAGGAUAUGUACAAUCCGGAGUUUUAUGUUGGCGCCUACAAAGACGAAACUACCCUUGGACGCUGGAAGACGACGAAGUAUACCGAAGAGGUUGAGCCCGUGUUGGGCAGAGGAAGCUCGCGCGAACAAAAAAUAUGGGAGAGACGCAUUCUGUACUGUGUGCCUAUUCCAGGCGAGAGCGUCUGGCUGCGGCGGUUGGAUAGCAAACGCGAUAGUGUUUACCCAUGGAAAACGUGUGCAACAUCUAUAUGUGCAAAAAGACCGAGGGGCGAAAACGUGGUGCCGUGUGACGAAGCAGAACAAAAGCUUGGUACUUGCGCACAUUUCGCCACAACGUUAAUAUCUGAGUCAAAACUGAAAUCGCUCCAUACGAGGUCGAUAGACACUGCCGAUGUAGAACAGGCAAAAAGGAGUACCGACGGAGAAACGCUUAAGGCUGUUUUGAAUCUUCCCCUUGGCAACGUGAGCGAUGUAAAUUCUAUAGGUCAACUACCUGCUUCCACACCGUGUAUUGUGAAAAUGUACGGGGGCGAUUGCAAGCUGAAGCUGAAUGAUGUGGUUGAGUUAGUUGGCGUGUUAUCUAUCGUGCCCGGGCUGUCCUCUGAGCCGGAACGUGCAGAUGCAGAGGGCGCAUUUACGACGAAGAGUAGCAAUAAUGCGGUGACAUUUCAGCCCAUGAUGGACUUUAUGGAGGAAGAACGUGCACGCAAUCCUCCGACGUCCUUGGUCCCUCGCUUCCACGCCAUCAUUUUCCGUUCAACUUCGACACACGAGUUUGUUUCCAGGGCUGGGCUAUAUCCGAUUGCAGCGUGUGAGGCACUUUGUCUAAUGCGAAAAUCUGAACUUUUUGCCCGCAGGGCGAAAGUGCGUGCUGCAUUGAUCGAUCACCUUUCGGCACCGCUCGGUAAUGAUGCCACUGCUGCUGAGUAUGUCCUCUAUGCGUUGCUUUCUCGCGUUCAUGUACGCACAGAUGCAAUACCAAUCGGCAAAUUUUCCGUAACUUUACUUGGUGUCCCUGUUGAUAACGAGCCUGGAAACAGCGGUGAUGGUGGUAUGACAGUCGCGCGGGCACUUGCCGCGGCUAUCGCUGACAUUGCCCCUGCAGUCGCAUAUCUCCAACUUACGCUAGGGAGCCUCAAUUCCCGGCAAUGGGUGCCCAAAAAAGAUUAUGGCACCGAUCGGCUGCGCUCUGGUCCACUGCAACUCGCUUCAGGAACAUGCUUGAUUUUAGACGAAACAAGGCUUUCCACUGGAAAGCUAGGUGAUAUCGGUGUGCGUAAUGUUAACGCGUUGAAAGAGUUCAUUGAAAUGCAAGAGGUAGAGUACGACUUCGAGUACCACCAGAUGAAAUUACCAGUUGAUGUUCCCACAAUCGUAGUUUCAACGGUGCCAACAAAAUCGGUUGUGGCAGAGACCGAUUCCAAGGUGCCUCUGCAAAUGUCGGUCAAACCAAGAGUGUCACCCAUCGUGGCUCCAGAGCUCUUGAAAGAAAUGAGAGAGUUUGUUGCUGCUGCUCGUUUGUCCAACCACACCAUAAGUAGAGAAUCGAGCGAAUAUAUUGAAAGGGAGAUGGUAGCUGCUCAGCAGAGAGAAGGUAAUGAUAAGGCAAAAGAGAAGGAUUUGCAUCGAUGGUUGACGAUGACGCGGCUGACAGCGCUAAGUAUGGGUGAAACCGACAUGAAUGCAGAACACUGGAAGAAGGUUUUGGAGUGCGAACGUGCCGUGAGUAAGCGGACGUGCCGUGCGUGUGAUGAUUGCUGAGUAUAACAUGUGGGUACAGCACGUGACAUGCACGUGUAAUAUCAGCACAGCGAUAAAUAGAUGCAUUCAGAGGUUCAAACUGAAGGAAGCAGAAAUUCCAUCAUACUUUUUCUAGCUAGGUCUGUUGUGGUAUAACAACUUCCGUCUCGUAUUUGAAUUAGGAAAGAAAGUCGCACAGGAAACUGUUGUGCAAAGACUC